AAAAGACGGGCUCUUAGUAUCAUUUGCUUAAUUGUCUGUUAUGUUUUUUUGUCAGUUUGGUAUCCCUUAAAUUUGGGGAGGAAAAUUCAGGGAAAAGUCCUUUUUUUUUUAUGCGUUUUUCUAUGUUGUCCAUCCAUCCUUGAAUUUUUCUCUCUCAUUUUUAAAGGGAUACAAAAUCGACCCUUUCUCUUAAAAAUCCUGUCAAUCUACUGAUUAAAUUUUUUCAGUCAUUAAAACAUUGUGACUGCUAUUUCAAAUGCUCUUAAGUUUGGCUUGAUGUAUGCUUGAAAUUAGAGGAAUUUGGAGAAACGGGAAGAUAAUUCAGAAGAAACUAAUUCUUUGGCUAGCAAUUGCAGAUUUGGUAUCUAGGAAGUGUUGGCAGAUAAGAUCAAGGAAAGAUAUUUCUAAUCAUUAAUGGAAUUGGAAUCAAGUGCACUUUGUUCUCACAAUAUAAAGAACUUAUUCUGAACUAAUAUAAUAAUCAUUGACCACAGUCAUUGAUGUACUAUUAUUUCAAAUUUUAAGUUUUGCGGGAGUUGCCAAAUCCAUUGAAAAAUUCCAUAGAUAAAUCAAAUAUUUUUUGAGAUAACAGGACAUCCAAAGCUCUCUUUGCACAAGCCUACAGUUUAGAAAUUGAGACACAACCUAAAAAUUGAAUUAAAUUUCAUAGGUGUGAUUCUGGCAACCUCAUAUCUAGAUUUUUACCAUGUUCAAAACUUGAAAUUCAAUAUUAAGAUAUUUAUAUUCAUAUUCUGUGGUUAAUUCUGUUCUUGUACCAAGAAUGGGACCACCUCCUAUUAAGUAUGGUUUGUGCUAAGCAGAUGCAUUACCCUUAAAGGAAUCCCUUCAGUUUUGACCAUGACAACAAAUCUAUCUCCUUCUCCUGGAUUUCAUAAAGAAGAAAAAGUUCUCUUGGAGAUUGGGACUUCCGAAAAGCAGUUGUGGGCAUUGAUCCAUUCUAAGGGCCUUUUGCACUCAGAAGUUCAAGACUUGUAUCGCAAGGUUCGGUCUAGUUAUGAGAGAAUGAUUUUGAACAAUCGUACACUUUCAGAACUUCAGGAUGUUGAAUAUUCUUUGUGGAAGCUCCACUAUAAGCAUAUUGAUGAAUUUCGCAAAAUAAUAAAGAAAAGCACCGGUAAUGUGGACAGCAAAAAAUCAGGAAUGCCACAAAAUCAUGUUGGGCAGAGAGACAAUGAUAAUCAUUUAAGGUUGUUUAAGUUAUUUCUGACAGAAGCUAUUGAGUUUUACCAAACUAUGAUUGUAAAACUCAGAAAACAUUAUGGAGUCCCAUUAGAGGCUUUGUUUUAUAAAAAGGGUUGGAUCUCUACUUCUGUUGAACCAGAUGUCAGGCUGAAAUGUCAGUAUUUAUGUCAUCGAUGUUUAGUUUGCAUGGGGGAUCUUGCCAGGUAUAAACAACAAUGUGAAAACCCUGAUAUUCAAAAUCAUAAUUGGUCUGUUGCUGCCACCCAUUAUUUGGAAGCAACAAGGAUUUGGCCAGAUAGUGGCAACCCACAAAAUCAGUUGGCAGUACUGGCAACAUAUAUUGGUGAUGAAUUUCUUGCUCUGUAUCACUGUGUAAGAAGUUUAGCAGUUAAAGAACCUUUUCCUGAUGCCUGGAACAAUCUUAUCUUGUUGUUUGAAAAGAACAGGUCAUCUCCUCUGGCAUAUGUUUCCAGCGAAGUCUGUUUAGAUUUCUUAAAGCCUUUUCAAAAUAUUGGUGAAGUGGCCAAGGCACAACGGAAUGUUGAUAGCUCAAACUGCCACAAAUUUGAAGGCAAAAGUAAUCUUUUUACAGACACAAAGUUAUGGUCUCUUAUGGUCCGAACAAUAAGUUUCCUCUUCAUAAGUUCGAGUUUAGAGGAUUUCUCUGGUGCAUUGGCAUCUACAAUAUGGGAGUUGGAUAAAAUGAUGGAGCUAGAUGAUAUAGAACUAAAGACCAUGUUGGAAUCAUAUAGUCAAAUGGAUUUAGCCAGAAGAGGUCCUUUCCGAGCCAUACAAGUAGUUUCCAUUCUCAUAUUUUCCCUAACAAAUCUACUUGAUAAACUUGGAGAAAAUGAAUCAGAAGACAAAAACCAUAGGCAGCUGAUGCAGAUGGCAUUAACUGCCACAUUCAGCUUCAUGGGACGUUUCAUUGAAAGAUGCCUGAAGGCUAGUUCAUUGAAUCAUUGCCCCUUGUUGCCCUCAGUGCUUGUCUUUGUGGAAUGGUGUUCCAGCAUGCAUGAAGUAUAUGCAACCGAUCAAAAGAGUAUAAGAGCCAUAUCUUAUUUUUUUGAUGUGUUUGUUGAACUUCUAAAUCAACUAAAUAAUGAUAGAAAGGAAAACGAGAAGCUUCUUCAGAGAACUCCUCUCUGGGAGGAUUAUGAGUUGAGGGGCUUUGUGCCUAUAGCUUGUUCACAUCUCCCAUUAGAUUUCUGCGGUAACUGGGAACACAUAGACAAUUUUGAAAGUGGAAUUGAAUUGCGUACUGAGCGCAUUAGAGAAGCAGCAAAGAAGAUUGCAAGUAGAUCAAAUGAUUUGCAGAAGUGGAUAACAUGUGACAAAUUAGGAAAACAAUUUUAUGUUGCUAGAUCGGAUGAAGAUCAUGACAAGAAAGAAACAGAAAAUGUGGAGUCCAAUUGCAAUAGUACAAAAGUCAAAGAGCCUAAUCAGCAAACUAACAAAGACACAGCAGAACACGGUAAAUGGAUGACAGAGGAUAAUCCAAGUAGCUUCAGCACCAAUGGAAAAUGUUCUGUAGUGGAAGAUGAAGAAGUUAUUCUCUUCAGGCCUCUCACAAGGUAUAAUUCGGCACCAUCAUACCCCUCUAUUUCAACAGAUGAGCGAAUGUCACUAAAAGAUAAGGAUGACCAAAGCAUACCAUCUGAUGAGUGUUUGCGCCGUGCUACAUCUCUGCUUAUGGCACAAAACCCAGCUCCAACUCCAACUGAUCCAUGGGAAUUCCAUGGCAGCAUUUUGAAUUUCACGAGUGAGAAAUCAUUCAAACAGCAAGAACCUUCAACAAAGGAAUCAAAUGCAAACAGUUUCUCAGAGACUCCAAUCUCUGCUGGCCCUCCCUCACUCAAUGCUUGGGUCCUAGAUAGAGGAAGCUUGAGCAACAACAGAAAUAAUGGGACAAAUGGUCUUGGUGAGCACAGGUUGCAACCCAUUGAGGAAAUAGCUUCUUCUUUGGCUGGUCUUUCCAUAAAUAAAACUGAGAAUUCAGUCACAAGUUCAGUGAAUGAAUCUUCAGACUUCCAUUCAUCUUCUGCUACAUAUUCUCUCCCAGUACCUUCUGCUCCAUUAUUGCCUGAUAAUGCUACCUGGUUUACUGAUGCACGACCUAGUUUAUCUUCUCCAUUAUUUCAAGACAACUCAUUGCCAAAAGCUGGUUAUUUGGAUUGGAGUUCUACCUAUGGACAACAUGGAUAUGAUCCUAGAUUUCCUGUUAUUUCCAGUGGAUACCCACCACCUGGAAGAAUGACUUCUUCAGAAUGGCUGCGUUGGUACCGAGAGAAUUACAAACCAGAUAGAGCCAACAAUUAUAUGCAGCCAACACAUUUGAAUACUCCUGUUCCUGGAAAUCAUGUAAACUUUCUCUAUCAUGACACUUACAGGUUUGAUCAGUUUGAUAGAUGGGGCAACCCUUUGUCCUCUACUCAUUACACGUAUAUGGAGCCGCCGGGGCCCCCACCAUUGCAGCCUGCCUUUCUGUCGGCUUAUGGUGCAGUUGAAAACAAAGCCAGUGUGUACAACAAUUUUCAAAGACCAAGCCCUUAUGGUUGCGGUGCUGUGACAGACCUGAGAAAUGAGCCACAGCCACUGCUAGAGUGCUUGAAGGAGAAGGAAUGGCAACUCCAGCGAGAUCCUAACCUAAGAGGACCCACAUUCAUGGGAAAUUAGUUCUCGUUUGCAACUUUUGUUCCACGCACCAUUUUAAGAACUGUACAACUUGGUACAAGCGUAGAUUAGUAUAAAUGUGUGCAUAUAUUAAGAUGUUUUAGUCGUUGUCGAGGAAUUCAAAAGAAAGUGGAUGAGGUAUCCUCCAAUCAACUUUUUAUCUCAUUCAAAUCCACAUUUUUAUUCAUAAUCAUUUUGUUCUAGGAUAUUAUGCAUGUAAAAUAUGUGAAGUUAGACGACGUUUGCUCAAUACGUUUACCCUGCAGGUUUCCUGCACAAACUGACCAAGUCUUUAUUAAACAUCAUAUUCAUUUGAUGGACUUGUCACAAAGUGUUCUAGAUAUAGAAACAACCAGAAAGUGGAAAUAAUUACUAAACAUUAUAAAAUGAUACAUAAUAUAUUCAGAACAAU
Messenger RNA from Abrus precatorius (Indian licorice), 4288 nucleotides. RefSeq names its product protein SMG7L. Gene Ontology annotation, molecular function: protein binding; telomerase RNA binding; telomeric repeat DNA binding. Gene Ontology annotation, cellular component: telomerase holoenzyme complex. The coding region runs from base 859 to 3879 and encodes 1006 amino acids. Gene Ontology annotation, biological process: nuclear-transcribed mRNA catabolic process, nonsense-mediated decay. The record is from RefSeq and is a predicted model, not a curated record. Lineage: Eukaryota; Viridiplantae; Streptophyta; Magnoliopsida; Fabales; Fabaceae. The transcript has 5 exons.